Messenger RNA from Arctia plantaginis, 1959 nucleotides. Lineage: Eukaryota; Metazoa; Arthropoda; Insecta; Lepidoptera; Erebidae. The record is from the annotation of a GenBank genome assembly.
AUGGAAAGAAAUGAAAUUAUUAACACGUUAAAUUCCGGUGAACGUAUAGCGAGUAUUUAUGCAGAUACUUUUCUGAACAAUAGUUACUGCGGUUAUGAAAAACCCGACAGUGAUGAAAGAGAAAUAGUUGAAGCAGAAAAUGAAAAUGUUUUAUCUGAAGAUGAAUGGCGAUCGCCUAGUGACUUAUUAAUAGGUAUAUUGGAUUUAUCUCCACCAUUUACUUCAAAAAUAACAAGAGGUAAAACUCAUAAAGGUAUUCUUGAAAUUGGCGAGGAUUUACUAAACAAGGAACGUGUUAGAUUUUUACGAUACGUAAAAAAACUAUUAAAUGAAAAUGAAGGCGUUUGGAGUCAUAUUUUAGAACAUGAAAAAACGGUGGUAGCUAAAAAAGUCAAAGAAAAGUACAAAGAAAUACUAAAUCAGAAGAGUGCUAAAUUAAUAGAGGAAAUCAAUAAUUUUUACGAAUGCUCUCUUCAAGAUCUUGAGAAUCAUAUGCGCAAAGAAAUAGCAGAAGUAUUAAUUACUGCUCACGCUAAUAUUAUAAAAGAUGCAAAUGUAGAAAUAAAAGAAAAACUUCAAAAAGAAAGAAAUAUUCUUGAAGAUAUCUUACAAAAACGAUAUGAAAGCGAAGUUAAAAAAAUAAAACAUUAUUAUCAACUCAUUUUAGACAACGAAAACUAUAGAAACAAUAAGCUUUUAAAUCAAGCUCUUCAUAUGAGAAAUGAUGCUGUAAAAGCGUUUUGCAAACAAAUAGAAGCAGAAAAUAUUACAAGCACCAUGUACAUGAUGUGCACAGAAAGAAAAAAGUGCCGAAUAAAACAAUUUAUACUUGAUAACUAUCAUAACCUAGAAAUAACAGAAAAAUUAAAGAAACUUAAAGAGCGGCAAGAAGUAAUAGAUGCUUUUAAAGAAAGAGAGAAACAUAUUACGGAUAUUAACAAAGAAUGGGAAGAGAAGAUAAAAAAAAUACUUCAGUUAUUUUUGAAGUUUAUCAGUUAUACUUUACAACUAUUACCUGAACAAAGUACAUUUUUACUAGAUUUAGAAAAAAUGUUUGUUUUACAGCUUAAUGAAAUACAAAAAGCCCCGUCUAAAACAUCUAUACUAGUAGACGAAGACACCAUUCCAAAUUUUGAAUUUCACGAGGCUGAAAAAAAGGAAGUAGUAUGUGACAAAGAGCCUUUUGUAAUAGUGGGUGAUAUGACAGAAUCUAUUCCUACUCCAUACGGUAGCCGAGAAACUCUUCCUUCUAAAGUUGAACUCCCAUCGGUCAGGAUUCAAAGACAAUUCAUUUAUGCUAAAUGCAAUAAAUUCCAAGAAGUUAAAGCUCUUUUAGAAGAACAACGUUGUAAGUGCAGAGACGUGAUACAAGAUACUACUACUCCACCUGACUCUGAUAAAUCUCCGCCACCUCCUACAGAUCUAGGAACUACAAUUGAAAGUGAGUCAUCAAAUGAGGUUUUGCUUAUGGAUGAUAUUGAAAUACUACAAGAUUGCCCAGGUAGGCGCUGCCAGAAUUGGGCAAAAAGAUUUCAGUUCCCAUACUUAAAUAGUUACUUAGAUUUUACAGAUAAAAAAUAUGACAUAGUAAAGACCGUACUCGGUAAACCUCGCAAACAUGACGCUGCUCCCGAAUUAAUAAAUCUAAGAGAUAUAGUAUGGCAAGAGUUGCCCUUUUCUGCAACCCGUGAGAAAUAUCACAACAUAGGCACUCAAUAUUCGAGUGAAGAGGACUUGUCAGUACUUGAUGCGACAUGCACAUGCCAAGAUGAAGUCGCCUCAAGGCUGAAAGUUAAUAAAAUAACUACAGCAUCAUUUAAUGAGGAGGUUGAUAAUGUAAUACAAAAACGACGACGAUCAUUACAACGAGUCAUGCACAACAAUCCUAACUUACUUAAAAUGUUCACUGAUGAAAGUUUUGAUUUUGUAUAUAAUAUAACUUUGGAUCACACACUUUAA